This is a messenger RNA of Pistacia vera, 1175 nucleotides long. RefSeq names its product inactive GDSL esterase/lipase-like protein 25. The transcript is spliced from 5 exons. Gene Ontology annotation, molecular function: lipase activity. Gene Ontology annotation, biological process: lipid metabolic process. NCBI's taxonomy places the organism in Eukaryota, Viridiplantae, Streptophyta, Magnoliopsida, Sapindales, Anacardiaceae. The record is from RefSeq and is a predicted model, not a curated record. Bases 21 to 1175 code for a protein of 384 amino acids.
AGAUAAUACUAUUGAAAACUAUGGCAAGUCCAAGUUAUAAUUUGCUUUAUGUGAUGAUAAGUUUGUGUGUUACUGUCACCUUUGUGUUUCCAUUUAGCUGCAAUGGUGCUGAGAAUUACUUCUUCAUCUUGGGGGAUUCACUUUUUGAUGCUGGAAAUAAUCAAUACAUUUCACCAAAUCGUUAUAUUCCUGCUUUUCACCUCCCCUAUGGCAGGACCUAUUUCCCUCUUCAGCCAACUGGGAGAUAUUCUGAUGGCCGUUUGGCUCCUGAUUUUAUUGCAUCGAAGUUGAACUUACCAUUCAUGCCACCAAUUCUGAAACCUGGAGCAGAUUUCACUCAUGGCGCAAAUUUUGCUUCCGCUGGAGCAACUGCUACCGUUAAUGUCACAAAUACGAUGAUUUUUGGGAAACAGGUCCAACUGUUCAAGGAGUUAGUAGUAAACUGGACGAACAUACUUGGCAUAGAUGAAGCCAAGAGGAGACUUGGAAAAGCGGUUUAUUUGAUUUCCAUUGGUGGCAACGAUUACUUCAGACAUUCCAAUUCAAACUCUAAUGAUACUAUACCAGAACAACAAGAAUACGUAGACAAAGUGAUUGAAACGAUCUUCCAGGGUAUCCAGGAAAUAUAUAACGGAGGAGGAAGGAAAUUUAUGUUUCAAAAUGUUGGACCGCUCGGUUGUGUGCCAAUGUCGAAACAGACGUCAGAUGUGAUUGAUGAAGCAUGCGCCGGGUUACCAUUAACAUUGGCGAUUCUUCACAACAAUGCUUUAGUCAAGAAACUUAAAACCUUAACUAGCGAAAAUUCUUGGCCAGGAUUUGUAUUCUCAGCCUUUGAUUUCUUCACCGCAGUUGGGAACAGGAUCAAAGAUCCCACAACAUAUGGGUUCAAGUAUGGGGACGUGGCAUGCUGUGGUACGGGAUCUCAUCGUGGAAGUGGGUGUGGAUCAUUAACUCAGGUUUAUGAACUGUGCUUUAACCCGAGUGAAUAUGUGUACUUUGAUGGUGGCCAUACCACUGAAGCUGUCUACUCUCAAUUGGCUGACAUUAUGUGGAGUGGAGGACCAGAGGUUCUUAGUGUGCCCCUCUCCUAUUUAUUUGAAGUUGAAGUUGAAGUUGAAGUUAAAGCCAAAGCAAAACCACUGGUCUGGGGACCUUUUGAUGAUUCUGAGCUAUAA